GAUACUGCGGCCCGGGCAGGCUGCACCGGCGGAGCGGGCGGCGGCGCGAUGGCCUCCAGCAGCGGCACCGACGUGAUCCAGGUCACCAACGUCUCGCCCAGCGCCAGCUCGGAGCAGAUGCGGACCCUCUUCGGCUUCCUGGGCAAGAUCGAGGAGCUGCGCCUCUUCCCCCCCGAUGACUCCCCCUUGCCGGUGUCGUCGCGCGUGUGCUUUGUAAAGUUCCAGGACCCCGACUCGGCCGUGGUGGCCCAGCACCUGACAAACACUGUGUUCGUUGACAGAGCCCUCAUAGUCGUUCCCUAUGCUGAAGGAGUCAUUCCUGAUGAGACUAAGGCUUUGUCUCUGUUGGCACCAGCUAAUGCCGUGGCAGGGCUGCUGCCCGGGGGUGGCCUGCUGCCCACUCCCAACCCUCUCUCUCAGAUUGGUGCUGUCCCUUUAGCUGCUUUAGGAGCUCCUGCUCUCGACCCUGCCCUUGCUGCUCUUGGGCUUCCUGGAGCAAACCUGAACUCCCAGUCUCUCGCAGCAGAUCAGCUCCUCAAACUGAUGAGCACAGUGGAUCCAAAGUUGAACCAUGUGGCUGCAGGUCUUGUGUCCCCCAGUCUGAAAUCAGAUACCUCCAGUAAAGAAAUAGAAGAGGCCAUGAAGAGAGUCCGAGAAGCACAGUCCUUAAUUUCUGCUGCUAUAGAGCCAGACAAAAAAGAUGAAAAAAGAAGACAUUCGAGGUCGAGGUCACGCUCGAGGAGGAGGAGGACACCUUCCUCAUCCAGACACAGACGCUCCAGGAGCAGAUCGAGGAGAAGAUCCCAUUCCAAAUCCAGAAGCAGGAGGCGAUCCAAAAGUCCGAGGAGGAGGAGAUCUCAUUCCAGAGAGAGGAGCAGGAGGUCUCGGAGCACAUCCAAAACCAGGGAUAAAAAGAAAGAAGAGAAAGAAAAGAAACGUUCUAAAACUCCCCCCAAAAGCUACAGCACAACCAGAAGAUCCAGAAGCACAAGCAGAGAACGGCGGCGCAGGCGGAGCCGGAGCGGGACACGCUCCCCGAAAAAGCCCAGGUCUCCCAAACGGAAAAUGUCCCGGUCCCCGUCACCCAGGAGGCAUAAAAAGGAAAAGAAGAAGGAUAAAGACAAGGAGAGGAGCAGAGACGAGAGAGAACGGUCAACGAGCAAGAAAAAGAAGAGCAAAGACAAGGAGAAGGACCGGGACCGGAAAUCCGAGAGCGACAAGGAUGUGAAAGUCACAAGGGACUACGACGAGGAGGAACAGGGCUACGACAGCGAGAAGGAGAAGAAGGAGGAGAAGAAGGUGGCGGAUGCUCCCUCCCCCAAAGGGAAGGAGCCCGGAGCCGAGAAGGGCAGCGGGGAUCCGGGCAGGGAAUCCAAGGUGAACGGGGACGACCACCACGAGGAGGACAUGGACAUGAGCGACUGAGCCCGCCCACAGCCCCUCCAGUGUGAUCCUUUAUGCUGUACUUGUUAAUCCUCAACCUAGAUGUAUCCAGCUCCGAGCUCUCCAUGGUCUGUCCAUCCCAAUACUAACUCACACCCAAAGCUUGAGACAGGGAUCCCCGGCUCGGGGGCCCAGCUGGGGCCGGGCCAGGCCGCACGUCCCUCCCACAGCACGGGCUGGGCCACCCCUCCUCCCUCCCUGCUUCCCUCCCUCCGGAGUGUCCCACAGUGUGGGGAGUGUGGCACAACCCCCCUGUCCUGUGGGAAUGCCCCGAGUGUGGCACAACCCCCCUGUCCUGCAGUCACCGAGGGGCUGCCGGCGCCUCCCCCACGCUCCAGAGUCGGCCUUGGAUCGCACCAGCUCUUUGUGCUCUUGGCUUUAGUUCUGGUUUUAAACCACGUGCUGGGCUUGGUUGGGUUUGGGUUCCCAUGGUUUGGUUGGCUUUGCCCAGGGUUCUAUGCCCUGACCUUCCUGAGGGCUCUCUCUCCACCGUGUUCGUUUAGCUCCAUCCAGGGCGAGCUGGAAGGGUCUGAGUGAGCUCGGGAAGGGGAAUCCUGCCCGUGCCCAGUGAGGGAGGGUUGGGGGAGCAGCUUCACCCAGGCCUGGGGGCUCAGGAGCUCACCCACUGCAGCAGGGAGUGCAUUUUAAAAUGACCCUGGUCUGUUUUUAAAGCAAGUCCAUUGAUAAUGUACUUUUUACUUGAUCUCAAGUCGUACAAACGGAUAAAUUUGUGUUCCUGUCCCGGCCGUUCCCUCCCUCCCGCACUCGGUGAUCCCAUGGUAUUUGCAGAGUAGUUACCCAAAGCUGUUCCUUAGUUCCAGCAGCUCCAGAGCUUUUACUUUUGUGCAGUUAAAGAGACAAAAGUAGCCGACAGUCUGUGCCAUGUCGAUGUACAGUUUCGGAAAAUGUUUUACAAAACUUUGAUAAUAAAACCCUGAAACUUCAA
This is a messenger RNA of Pseudopodoces humilis (Tibetan ground-tit), 2389 nucleotides long. It is a transcript of the gene SRSF11, whose product is annotated as serine and arginine rich splicing factor 11. Gene Ontology annotation, biological process: RNA splicing. Lineage: Eukaryota; Metazoa; Chordata; Aves; Passeriformes; Paridae. Gene Ontology annotation, molecular function: RNA binding. Gene Ontology annotation, cellular component: nucleoplasm. The record is from RefSeq and is a predicted model, not a curated record.